Molecule: messenger RNA, 731 nt
Organism: Chenopodium quinoa (quinoa)
Lineage: Eukaryota; Viridiplantae; Streptophyta; Magnoliopsida; Caryophyllales; Amaranthaceae
Product: probable WRKY transcription factor 53
Exons: 1
Coding region: 150-731 (193 amino acids)
Biological process (GO): regulation of DNA-templated transcription
Molecular function (GO): DNA-binding transcription factor activity; sequence-specific DNA binding
Source: RefSeq, a predicted model, not a curated record
AUAGUUUUAAUAAAAAUUACUAAUUAAAAAUAAAUAAAAAAAAUAAAUAACCUCAACCAUCCAAUUUAAAAAAUUGUGGUAGUCAAAAGUCAUAAGACUACAUUAGAGUCAUCUCCUAAACGUACUUAUAAUUAAUAAGAAGUACUAUUAUGUUGGAUGUUCGCAGGGCAUAUUUUAGGUGUAAUCAGAGAACUCUUGAAGGAUGUUUUGCUACAAAGCUAGUUCAAAGAACCGAAGAUGACCCUGCCUUCUUUCAAGUCAUUUACCGCGGUAUGCACACCUGCUCUAAGGCUUCCUCUUCCUCCUUCCCCACUAACCCUACACAAAAACCCGAGUCCAUCGAAAUCAUAGCGUAUCCUCCUUGUCAACAAUCAAAGGAUACCAUGUUGAUAUUUGAAAAAGAUAUCAAACCCUUUAGUAGUAGUACUCUACAAACUCAUCAAAUUCCCACUACAAUGCCAAAUUAUAACACUAAUAAUUAUAUUAAUCUUAGUUUUCCUACAAAUACAAUUACAAAUACGUUCCAAUCUCCUUCAUGUGAAGCGAACAUGAUUGACUUCAAUCAUCGUAAUGAGACAGUAUAUAAUCCACAAGGAGCUUUCGUUCGUGGAGUUACACAUCCAUCUUCUUCUUCAGGUACUCAUUAUUCUGAUAGUGCACCACACCUUUCAUUUGAUCAAGGUGAAUUUGACCGUGAUUUUUUCAUUGACAACCCAAAUUACAUUCAGUAA